Messenger RNA from Candidula unifasciata, 1289 nucleotides. The record is from the annotation of a GenBank genome assembly. NCBI's taxonomy places the organism in Eukaryota, Metazoa, Mollusca, Gastropoda, Stylommatophora, Geomitridae.
GUGAGCAGCCGUUUGUAUGUGAUCAUGUCAACUGCAGUCGUCGAUUCACAGAACAGUCUAGCUUACGUAAACAUAAACUUACUCACUCUGGGGAUAAACCAUUUGAGUGUAAAAUCUGUGGCAAGAAGUUCACCCAGAGCGGCAGUCGACGACAGCAUCUGAUACGUCAUCACUUGGACGAUGAGAUCAGACACAGCUUUAAGCAGGAGGGCACAGAGAAGGAUGUCGAGGAGGAUGAUAUGGUCAGUGACGAGAGGAAAGAGGCAAUCAGAACUAGCACCAGUUGUAGCCAUGCCUUACAGACAGACCCAGUAACAAUCAGUGCAGUCUCCUGCUCACCACAAGUCUUAGUGCUCAACAAUACCUACCCAAGUUUAUCAAGCGCAGAAUCCAUUGUUCUCUCGCAUGGAUUGAGUGACCAUUUAGUGACAGUCAAAUCAGAAGUAUUGGAUCAUCCAAUGGGCGAACCACAGAGUAUUUCUCUCUCACACACGCUGCUGUCAUCGAAUGGAUUCCAUGAUGCAGUGCUGCAUGGGAAGUCUGAUGACUUUGUGGUCCUGUCCGAGGCUCCUAUUUAUGAUCAUGAUGACAGUCCGGCAGACAUUGUGUAUACUACAGAUACACUAGACCAUGAGGAGGUUACUCAUGCUGACUAUGUCAGUUCUCAUAUAGACUACACAGGGGAGUCAACUCAUUCAAACUACUCCAGUCAUAGGGGGAUAACUCACAGUGAUGACUUUACACAUCCAGAGUUCUCUCACCCCGACAACUACAUCACUCAUGCAGGUGAUAUUGCUGUGGCUGAGUAUGUGGCGGCCGAAUGUGUGCAGCAGGACAGCGGCUUCACCGACUCCAAAUCUUUGCCACACUCGUAUUUAGAUUCAGACAGAGAUGUAGUACAUACAGAAUUCAUUGGUGCCGAGGAGGUUACCACAGCUCAGCAUUCAAGUAACCCUGGUUCAGAUCCGUCCUUCAUUGAAAAUUCUUCUUUAGAGUGUAGACAGGCAAGAGCAUUAACAGACUAUGUGCGUAAUCACUAUCCGGGGAAACUUGACAGCUUCACUUUAGGAAAAGCCACUUUCAUUGGCCACCCUUCCUGUCAUCUGGACUCGUCAUUCAUGUUGGAUUCAGCUGCAUCGGAUACUGGUCAUUCAUUGGUGGUUGUUGAGGUUACAGGCCACACUUCCCAGAUCAUCCAUGCAGAUUCUGUGGGUAGGAGCAUGCGCAUGGAUCCCUUGAUGGAGUGUGAUGAAGAACCUGACAGACAUCAUUUUUUACCUGUUUCAUAG